Molecule: messenger RNA, 513 nt
Organism: Trichogramma pretiosum
Lineage: Eukaryota; Metazoa; Arthropoda; Insecta; Hymenoptera; Trichogrammatidae
Gene: Rpb12
Product: DNA-directed RNA polymerases I, II, and III subunit RPABC4
Exons: 2
Coding region: 215-400 (61 amino acids)
Biological process (GO): DNA-templated transcription
Cellular component (GO): RNA polymerase I complex; RNA polymerase II, core complex; RNA polymerase III complex
Molecular function (GO): DNA binding; zinc ion binding; DNA-directed RNA polymerase activity
Source: RefSeq, a predicted model, not a curated record
AAUUAGAGCCCAUGUGCGAUAGUUUCAGUUUUUGUACGAGUUGUCAGUCGACUGCAGUGGUCGGAUCAUUCGAGUAAUUCACUCCACGUGUAAGAUCGAUCGAUAGAAAAACAACGUCAACGAACGCAUAAUUUCAUCAUUAAAUUACUCGAGCUAGUUAUUGAUAAAUAGCUCGCUUUUUUCGAAAUAUACUUUAAAUCAUAUAAAGAGGAAGAUGGAUUCGUCGACCACAACAAAAACAGACAGCACGAGCGCACCGAAAUCCAUGGUUUACAUUUGCGGAGAGUGCCAUCAUGACAAUGAUAUCAAACCCAAAGAUCCAAUUCGUUGUCGCGAGUGCGGUUACAGAAUCAUGUACAAGAAACGCACCAAGCGUCUCGUUGUGUUCGACGCACGCUAAUUUUAGACUGCGCAAAAUCAAUCAUAGAACUAAGAAAUGUAUUAUUUUAAAUUCUUAACGCUUAAUGUAACUCACAUAGAUCAAUAAAUUUUCUUUUUUAUCUAUCUCACAAA